This is a messenger RNA of Mesorhabditis spiculigera, 1317 nucleotides long. The record is from the annotation of a GenBank genome assembly. Lineage: Eukaryota; Metazoa; Nematoda; Chromadorea; Rhabditida; Rhabditidae.
AUGAACCACGAGGAUGAGCCUUACCCUCUUCACAAGGCCGCCUUUUUCAACGACACCCGAAAGGUGUAUAACUUGAUUAAGAAAGGUGCCGAUCUCUAUCAACAAGAUGCGCACGGCAAUACCGCGCUUCAUAUUGCGACCAUGCUUGGGCAUAGAGAAGUUACCGCCCUUCUCUUGGUUCACAAUUCCCCGGUGAAAACGAAAAAUGGUGACGGCUGGAAUUGUCUGAUGGAAGCGGUCAGCUAUGGGGAUCGGCAAAUUAUCACCGAAAUGUUGCGAAAGCUAAAAUCCCAACAACGCGAGACGCUCCGCUCCCGGCGGCCGCACAUCGCAAAGGUGCUGCGUGAUCUCGGCGAUUUCUACCUGGAGCUGAAAUGGGACUUUCAUUCGUGGAUCCCCCUUCUCUCCCGUAUGCUACCCUCUGACGUGUGCCGGAUACACAAACGAGGCACGAAAUUGAGGAUGGAUACCACUUUGGUGGAUUUUAAUGAAAAGUCCUGGGAACGCGGGGAUAUCACCUUCCUCUUCGACGCUGAAGCCGAAACCCCGGAGCAGCAACUCGUUGUGUUGGAUAAUAAAUUAAAGGUCUACCAACGAAUCCGCCAUGAAGAAUCAGAAUGCGAGGUCGAUGAGGAGAUUGACGUUUUAAUGUCCUCAGAUAUUGUAUCCGCGUCGAUGUCCACCAAAACCAUCUCUUUCUCUCAAGCCCUGAGUGGCUGGGUGUUCCGGCACAACAGGGAAGAGCAAAUCGGCGAGUACCACACGAAUUUCUACGUGGUCGAGGGCAUGAAUUUGAUAACAAGAAAAAGAAGAGAACACCUCUCCGCCGACGACAUUAAAAAGAACAAGUCGUUUAUGCAGAGUUUAGCUACCGGAAACGCGGUGGCGGAUGAUGAUUUCAAGAGCUUACAACACCGCAAAAGUCUCCCACCACCCGGAAGAGUGCCAACAACCUGGGAAGAAUAUGCAUCAGCCGCUGCGGGUCUGGCUCCUCCCUUGGGUCGACCUCAGGUUGUCAAGUUCAACCAAAAGCAGUUCAAGGCGCUGGUUGGCAUGAGUGAAGACUUCCCGUUGGAUGUCGAUAUUUUGCUUGACAUCCUGGAGAUCCUGGCCCCAUUCAAGCACAUCCAUAAACUACGCAGAUUCUGUGAAGCGAGAUUGCCUCCGGGAUUCCCUGUACGGGUCGAAAUCCCGCUUCUUCCCACAAUCUCGGCCAAGGUGACAUUCCAAAAAUUCGCUUUUGUCGAAGAAAUCUCGGAGAAACUCUACCGCAUCCCGGCAUCUUACCGAGAGGAUAAUACCCGGUUCCCGGAUUUG